Molecule: messenger RNA, 5896 nt
Organism: Salmo salar (Atlantic salmon)
Lineage: Eukaryota; Metazoa; Chordata; Actinopteri; Salmoniformes; Salmonidae
Gene: cnnm4b
Product: cyclin and CBS domain divalent metal cation transport mediator 4b
Biological process (GO): magnesium ion transport; magnesium ion homeostasis
Cellular component (GO): plasma membrane
Molecular function (GO): magnesium ion transmembrane transporter activity; sodium ion transmembrane transporter activity
Source: RefSeq, a predicted model, not a curated record
UCCGCAGCAUUAUGUUAAUGAGGGGCGGGCUGUGCAAAGUGCGUAGGUGACGUCAUCUCCGAGUUCGCUGAGAGUGAAACAAACAUGGCGACAGACUGGAGUGGAUGGCAGGGGUAUACGCUAACUUUAAUCGUUUUACUAUGGUGUACGGCGGGCACAGAAGCCGAGACGGGGUUCCAGGAGACCGGUAGCCCCACACAGGUCUUCGGCAUGCGGCUGGAGAGGAGCGACAAGCCGGCCACUACCACCGACGACGGGGUGAUCCAAGUAACAGAGGAGAGCAACAUCUUCAUGAGGUUCUACGGGCUGCAGAUUCUUCCUGACACCUCGUCACAGAUCAAGUUCAUGGAACAUGAACAUGUUGAUGUUACCAGCAGUAAUGCUCAUUUUAACAGGACUUGCGCCGAAUAUACCAAAGAUAUCGUUAUUCGGGGUGGCAUGAACGUGAGCCACCUCGGAACCUCUGGGGUGGUGAGUUUGAAAAUCAAGCCGCUACGGAAGCGCGAGCUCAAGAAGGAGUAUGGGCUCUGCGUCCGGGACAGUCAAGAUGGCAAGUGGUACCUGUUGGGUGAGGAUGACGGCAGGCUGCGAGUGGUUGAGGAAAAGAAAUCCAUGCUUCCCAUGUGGUUCCAGUGCAUCCUUAUCUGCGCUCUGUUGGUCCUGUCAGGUAUGUUCAGCGGGCUCAACCUGGGACUCAUGGCUUUGGAUCCUAUGGAGCUCCGGAUAGUCCAGAACUGCGGUACCGAAAAGGAGAAGAGGUACGCAAGCAAGAUCGAGCCAAUUCGGAGAAAAGGGAACUAUCUUUUAUGUUCGUUACUCCUGGGUAAUGUGCUAGUCAACACAACACUCACCAUCCUCCUGGAGGACUUGAUAGGGUCAGGUCUGGGAGCAGUGGUCGCCUCCACUAUAGGUAUUGUCAUAUUCGGGGAGAUCGUUCCCCAGGCGCUGUGCUCUCGCCACGGACUGGCUGUAGGAGCCAACACCAUCAUGGUGACCAAGUUCUUCAUGUUAGUGACCUUCCCCCUGUCAUGGCCCAUCAGUAAACUCCUGGACUGCAUCCUGGGCCAGGAGAUUGGCACCGUGUACAACAGGGAGAAGCUGGUGGAGAUGCUGAGAGUAACGGAACCGUACAAUGACCUGGUCAAAGAGGAACUCAACAUGAUCCAGGGCGCGCUUGAGCUCAGGACCAAAACCGUUGAAGAUGUCAUGACGCCGAUCAGUAAUUCCUUCAUGAUCCACAGCGAUGCCGUGUUGGACUUUAACACCAUGUCAGAGAUCAUGGAGAGCGGUUACACGCGCAUACCAGUGUUUGAGGAUGAGAGGUCCAACAUUGUGGAUAUCUUGUUUGUCAAGGACCUGGCUUUCGUUGAUCCGGAUGACUGUACGACGCUGAAGACCAUCACCAAGUUCUACAACCACCCGGUUCACUUCGUGUUCCAUGACACCAAGCUGGAUUCCAUGUUAGAGGAGUUCAAGAAAGGUAAGUCCCACCUGGCCAUCGUUCAGAAGGUGAAUAAUGAGGGCGAGGGGGAUCCGUUCUACGAGGUGCUGGGAUUGGUUACCUUGGAAGACGUCAUCGAGGAGAUCAUCAAAUCAGAGAUCCUGGACGAGUCGGACCUUUACACUGACAACAGCAGAAACAGGAAGAAGGUGGCACCCAAUAAGAACAAACGAGAUUUCUCCGCCUUCAAACAGAGCGAGAGCGAAUCCAAAGUCAAGAUCUCCCCUCAGCUGCUAUUGGCCGCUCACCGUUUCCUGGCAACAGAGGUGACAUUAUUCAGCCCGUCCCAGAUAUCGGACAAGGUUCUGUUGAGGAUUCUGAGACACCCAGACGUCAUCCAGGAGAUUAAGUUCAACGACAGUGACAAACGCUGUCCUCAACACUUUGUCUACCAGAGAGGGAAGGCUGUCGACUACUUCAUACUCAUACUGCAGGGUCGGGUGGAGGUGGAAGCUGGGAAUGAGAACAUGAAGUUUGAGACAGGACCCUUCUCCUACUACGGAGUCAUGGCCCUCAGUGCUCCCACGUUAGUGGUGUCAUCUCGUCCUCGUCACCUCUCUCUAAAGCGGUUCUCUCUGUUCUCCAGGUUGCCAGAGUUCCGCUCCCCGUCACACAUCAGUGGUUUGAACAGGACGGCGUCUCUGAGCGCUGCAGAUCGGACAGAGUCGGCGUCUGUCAGCGGCAGUAACAGCCAGCUCAACACUCAGUUCACUGUCCCCUCACCGUCAUACACACCUGACUUCUACGUACGAGCUCUCUCAGACCUGCAGUUCGUCAAGAUCACACGUGCCCAGUACCAGAACGGUCUGAUGGCGUCUCGUCUGGAUUCCUCCCCCCAGUCACCUGAUUGCGGCCACCCCCGUCUGGAGGGUACCCCGCCCCCCGUGGGCACCGCCACACUCGGCUUCCUAGCUGACGACACCCCCACUCCGGAGAAAAGCCCCCUCCUGGCUGACGAGACCACCUCUCUCCUCAACGAGCAGUACGGCCCCCUCCUGGCUGACGAGACCACCUCUCUCCUCAACGAGCAGAACUCUCUGCCUCACAACCACCACCACAACCAAUCAGAGAGCAGCAUAUGACACACACAAAAACACACUGACAUUAUGCCAAACUGUCUGGAGGAACGACUCUCCCCCCCAUUUUAAAAGUCAACCCUGUGGCUGGUAGUGUGUACAGUGUCAGCUAUCCCCCCUGUACCUCCUCUUCUUCCAGCAUGGUCAGCUAUCCCCCCUGUACCUCCUCUUCCAGCAUGGUCAGCUAUCCCCCCUGUACCUCCUCUUCUUCCAGCAUAGUCAGCUAUCCCCCCUGUACCUCCUCCUCUUCCAGCAUGGUCAGCUAUCCCCCCUGUACCUCCUCUUCUUCCAGCAUGGUCAGCUAUCCCCCCUGUACCUCCUCCUCUUCCAGCAUGGUCAGCUAUCACCCCUGUACCUCCUCUUCUUCCAGCAUGGUCAGCUAUCACCCUGUACCUCCUCUUCUUCCAGCAUGGUCAGCUAUCCCCCUGUACCUCCUCUUCUUCCAGCAUGGUCAGCUAUCACCCCUGUACCUCCUCUUCCAGCAUGGUCAGCUAUCACCCCUGUACCUCCUCCUCUUCCAGCAUGGUCAGCUAUCCCCCUGUACCUCCUCCUCUUCCAGCAUGGUCAGCUAUCCCCCUGUACCUCCUCUUCUUCCAGCAUGGUCAGCUAUCACCCGUGUACCUCCUCUUCCAGCAUGGUCAGCUAUCACCCUGUACCUCCUCCUCUUCCAGCAUGGUCAGCUAUCCCCCCUGUACCUCCUCUUCUUCCAGCAUGGUCAGCUAUCACCCCUGUACCUCCUCUUCUUCCAGCAUGGUCAGCUAUCACCCCUGUACCUCCUCCUCUUCCAGCAUGGUCAGCUAUCACCCCUGUACCUCCUCCUCUUCCAGCAUGGUCAGCUAUCCCCCCUGUACCUCCUCUUCUUCCAGCAUGGUCAGCUAUCCCCCCUGUACCUCCUCUUCUUCCAGCAUGGUCAGCUAUCACCCCUGUACCUCCUCUUCUUCCAGCAUGGUCAGCUAUCCCCCCUGUACCUCCUCUUCUUCCAGCAUGGUCAGCUAUCCCCCCCUGUACCUCCUCUUCUUCCAGCAUGGUCAGCUAUCCCCCCUGUACCCCCUCUUCCAGCAUGGUCAGCUAUCACCCUCCCCCCUCUUCCAGCAUGGUCAGCUAUCACCCUCUACCCCCUCUUCUUCCAGCAUGGUCAGCUAUCCCCCUGUACCCCCUCUUCUUCCAGCAUGGUCAGCUAUCACCCUCUACCCCCUCUUCCAGCAUGGUCAGCUAUCACCCUGUACCCCCUCUUCCAGCAUGGUCAGCUAUCCCCCUGUACCCCCUCUUCCAGCAUGGUCAGCUAUCCCCCUGUACCCCCUCUUCCAGCAUGGCACAAUGUCAUUAUUGGUCUGUCUGACUGCAAUGUCUGUGUGUUUCUGCAAAGUGUGUUCUGUCUGUCUGCAACGUGUGUGCGUGUGUGUGUGCGUGUGUGCAUACUGUAACAGAGUUAGGGACAGAGAUGUCAGAAGCUGUGCUGUUGGAGAGAAGGAGGCCAUGUGGAGGAAGGGGCAGAGCUAUGAGAGAGCAAAGUGGAGCGAGAUGGAGCAUAGAGAUAAUGUGACUUGGUAGUGGUGUUGGGCUCAACAGGACUGGACUGAGAGAGGUCCCCUAUGACCAUUUGUUUUCUAGACUGACUAAACAAGUGAUUUUUUUUAUAUGGAUUAACAGUUGUUUUUCUUCUCACUUUUCUAUAAAAAGUCCAUCAGUGUUUCAGAUAUAGACAGGUCGUAGCUAGGUACAGAUGCCUACAGGGAGAGGUGUGUGUGUGUGUGUGUGUGUCCUCCGCCUUGCUGUUUCCUGGUCUGCUCUGUCUCCACUGUAAAGCCACACCACUCAGGGAGACUGAAAUAAACAGAUAGAAGCACCAACAACAACAGCAUGUGUAGUAACCCCCAACCAUUAACUAACAGCAACAAUACAGCUAAAGACAAAGACCAAUCAGAACAAAGCAUGUCAAAGAGGAAACUAAUAUAUGUUAUAAAUAUGUAAUACGAUAUUGAAAAAGAAAAUGCUAUUUAUUAAUUCCAUUUAUGCUGAGAGAGGGGAAUAAGUGUCUGUCGGUUUGUAUUUGUGGAUAUUCAUGUCAAGGUGUAUAGUAGAUUAGUGGUCUUUAUGAGUUUCCUCAGACCUCUAUGGGGAAGGCAUCAAUAAAAGACAGCUAGUCUUUUAAUUAGAGGCUUCUCCUUUUCCCCAAAGAUGCCAAUGGAUUCAUCAGUGAUGGACCUCCAGUGUGUGUUGUAAGACAAUCAAUAUGAUGAUGAUGAAUGUGGCUGAUGUGUAGGGUACGUUACUAUAAAGGGGACAGAGAGCCCUUUCCUGCUUUCAGAUGGACUGGGGACUGGGGUCAGAGGCCCUGGGUCUAAGAUUUUGGGGUGGAAAAACUUAAAGGUUUGUUUCUGUCUGUGUGACCAAGUGGCAAUCACAUUCGGAACAGUAACCUAAUUAGAAAAAGGCCUCCUGUCCUGACAAAUAUACCUAUAUAUAUAUAUAUAAAAUAAUUGACUAUUUAUUUUGCAUAAAAUUCAAGUUGUAUAUUUUUGAGAUUUUUUUGGGUUCGUUUUUUUUGCGUUGUAAAUUUUGUUGUCUGUGUUUUAUAAUCUAGCGUUUUCAUUGAGAAUAUUGUCAUUAUCACGAUGAGAUUCCUUUUAAAUGUAGCAGUUGAACGCGGUGGUUGACAGCCAGUCCAGUGCACAGUGAAUCCAUUCUAUGCUUUAGUCCCUAGACCCAUCUCAUCAGUCCUAAAUCAUAUAUUAUAUUUCCCAGACCUGUCUUGCACAUUUGUCCAUGUAUCGAUCUAUUGAAUAACACUGUGAUAUUAUCAUUUUACCAAGGCUAUAGUAGUUGUCCAACUUAACAGCAUUUGUUUUACCAAAUAAUCAAUUCAUCUUUCCUCUCAAUUUUAUAUAAAAUGUUUUACACACAAAGAAAAGCACAGUAGCACUGCAGAUUGCACAACAAGGACACAGUCACCAAAGGGAUAUAUUCUCUGUCUAAAACAAUAUCUUUGUGCUGGACUGGUAUGGGCCAACCCUCACCUCCUUUAAAACAAGUGUUCACAUUGAUCAUGGAACCAGAACUGGACUGUAACUCUCCUGAAGGGGAAUGAUCAAGUACUUUUUUCUACAACUUUAUUUUUCAUUUUUAAUAGUUGGGAUGUGGUGUUGUUAUGAAGGAUGGGGAUGAAUUCUGUAAAAAAAAAAAAAAACGUUUAAAAAAAAUAAUAAAUUGGAAUGAUUCAGGGUUAAUAUCUUAUGUUGAACUGUAUGACUUGUUCAGAGCUAAUGUGACUCUGAGUGGUCUAGACAGACACAGGAAAUAUUAAAAAUAACUUCAAAUA